Molecule: messenger RNA, 744 nt
Organism: Bombina bombina (fire-bellied toad)
Lineage: Eukaryota; Metazoa; Chordata; Amphibia; Anura; Bombinatoridae
Product: GATA zinc finger domain-containing protein 14-like
Exons: 1
Coding region: 1-744 (247 amino acids)
Source: RefSeq, a predicted model, not a curated record
AUGGAGAGAGAUGAUGAUGAUUACUCCAAGGGCUUAGUCUACACAUAUAACCGUGUCAAUAGGACCUUAAGACACAACGGCCAGAACAGACACUCUCAUAACCAAGAGUAUUAUAAUGAAGAAAAAAACAAUAGGAGUGAAAAACAGAUUGGAGGUAGGAGACCCCCUGGUCCUCCCUACAGGGAUACUAAUUCCCCAUGGACCAACACUAAUUCCACCCCGAAUACAUAUAACCCUAAUAUGUCAUAUCAUAAAACUUCUACACCGAGUUACCAAUCACACAACAAUUAUGCGAACCCAAGGGGACACAAUCAAAACCAACACUAUCAUAAGAAUAGGGAACAUCCUUCCACCUCUAACAUGUAUCCACCCACAUUCAACACUUACCAACAACAUAAUGAGGGAGCUUCUAAUAGCCCAGGACUUAACCACCACAAUACUUACAAGCAACAAUCACAUCGUAAUACGAUGGGAUGUAAUGAUACUGACCAAAGAUCACAGGAACACAGUAUCGCACAUCCCAACAGAUAUCAAGUCUUACACAACUUGGAGAAUACAAAUGGUGCAAAUGGGAGUACUAACACCCCACAAAUAUCUUCUCCUUUUUUAGGGCCAGGUCACCUACAUCAGGACCCUCCAGUAUGGCAAGGCCAUGGGGGCCCGUCCUUGCCCCAAAGACAAAAAAGACCAUUCGGAAACGAGGAUCUAGAGGUAAAUCCAUCACCCGCAAAAAGGAAAAACUAG